AUGGGGAGAAGGAAGAAGAAGGCGGCGGGAAGCUCUGAACCCGAGACAGUCACGCUUCCAAUUUCUGGUAUCACUGAUUCCACUCACGUUAAUGGAGAUUCAGGUUUUUCCAUCUUUAACGACAAUGGAAAUGAGCCUUUAAUUGCAUCUCCAUAUCCAGCUUCUUCAGUUCAGAACAGUUCUGUGCAAACUCCACCGGUCACCGAUGAAGCCGGAGAAGUCAACGGAGGUGACGACGGAGAUCGCGGAGAAAUUAAUGCUGCAGGUGAUGUUUCUGCUUCUGAGCAAACGAAGCUCGAUGAAGGCUUCUUCGAAGUCGAAUCUAUUCUGCGGAAAAGAGUUCGUAAGGGACAGCUUCAGUACCUCGUCAAAUGGCAUGGCUGGCCAAAGACAGCCAAUACAUGGGAACCCUCGGACAAUCUCCAAUCGUGCUCUGAACUUAUUGAUGAAUUUGAAGAAAGCUCGCGAUCAGGAAAGCAGCGGAAGCGCAAGCGCAAGGUUGGAGGCGUCGAAAAUCAAUCUCGUGAGAAAGAACGGCAUCACAAUUUAGCUACAAAUAAUGUCACGGAUAUAGUUAUCAGUACUGUGGAUGAUUGUAUAUCGGCCGCUCCUUUGAACAUAAAAAUCCAUUGUGAUCUUCCCACUCCUCAAGCACCUAUAGAUGUUGAAAAUGGUCAUAUGGAAGGGACAUUUUAUGGAAGUAGAAAGAGAGACGAUCAUGAUCUGAAACUCAGUGAGCUCAAGGCAGCAAUGUCUGCCAAUAUGGUUGACUCUGAUAAAAAAGCCGUGGCUUCUAACGAUCUCGUCCUUGUUUAUGAUGUUUCCAAGGUCGAUUGCGUGGUGGGUUCCAAUCAGGAAAGUCACUCCAUUGGAGCCAAGAGAAGGAAAUCUAGUAGGGUGAAAAGGUUCGCUAAGGAUGCAGCCUUGUCUGAAGACUCCGAACAAGGAUUAAAACGAAAUGCAUCGACUCUAAGCAUUGAGCCGACUGAUCGAAACGAAGAAUUGGAACUCGAGAAUCCUAGUUUGUCAGGCCACUCCAGAAAAGUAUCUGAUAUCACAAGGAUUAUCAAGCCUGUUGGCUAUUCAGUUUCAGUAUCAAAUGGCAUUCCAGAUGUGACCGUCACCUUCUUGGUUCUGAGGUGCGAUGGAAAAGAACUGACGGUGAGUAACAAAUUUCUCAAGACUAACAAUCCACAUCUGUUGAUUAACUUCUAUGAGCAACAUCUCCGAUAUAAUCCAACAUCAUGAAAGAGCUGCAUGUGUUUCUGGCCUCCAUCAUCAUCUUCAUGGUUUGCAAGCUGUAAUUUUGUAGCUUUAGGACAUUCAAUGGAAUACAACAUGAAUUCUUCGUAAUUUUUUCAAGAAAUCUGUUAAGAGGUUCUACAGGUUUUUUUCACUGUUGCAAUUCACUAUUCAACUGAUCUUAUCUGCUAUCCUGAUGCUGAGUGUUGAAGGAGCUACGGGAUGAUGCUUCUUUAUCAGCUUGAUACAGGUUGCUCGGGUUGGCAUCCAAUCCUACCUAUAUUGUCGAUAUCACAAUAAAAAAAACUGUAAUUCUGUAGCCCUCAUCAUUGAUCAACUAAUAUUUUGACCUUCGUAAAAGCAUUAAAAGGGUCAGGUUUAUCCAAAGUCAUCUCCUAUCACCAAAAAAAUAGCCUUUCUUCCUCAAUAUCACUCAUCUGCAGCCCAGAUUCUGAUUCAGACAGAGCUAAUGGGACAUACUGCAGGGCCAUCACCUAUUGUACCUUGCAUCAUAGUUGGAUUUCUGGGGAUGAUAAUAUUUUGGCCAACUCUUCUAUCCAUCUGGGAGAGUGUAGAGUCUCUACUUGAACUGGGUACUUGGGUUGCAGUAAUUCUUGUUUUCCUCUUACUACUCGUACACUUGCUUUCUUUUUUCUUUCCUGUUCUUCAUGUUUCGUCCACUUUUGCAGUUCACCAUAACAGCACCCCUGGCUAUGAUUCUGAUGGAUUCGGUUUCGGGUCAGGAACAUUGUUUCUAGGUCUUCUCUUCCUCGUCCUCUAUAAUUUGUUGUAAUCUUGGUCUAGUAUUAGCAAACUGUAGUUUCUUCUUAGCACUUCCACCUCUGCUUUCGUAUACAUAUUCGGUAGCCUUUCCAAAAAGUCAAAAGUUUAAAUC
Messenger RNA from Cucurbita pepo subsp. pepo (vegetable marrow), 2137 nucleotides. Lineage: Eukaryota; Viridiplantae; Streptophyta; Magnoliopsida; Cucurbitales; Cucurbitaceae. The record is from RefSeq and is a predicted model, not a curated record.